AUGUCUACAGCAGCAGUUUCGCCUACACUUAUUGGGCCGCACUCCUUGGGUGCUCCCGGUGCGGGAGCUGGCGACUAUGGCGAUGCGCAGACCCUCUCACACGCAGGUUGCCCAAGAUGUGGUUUUGAAGGCGCAUUUCGACAGCUGCAGGAGAGGAACAUAGCUCAGCAGAGGCGGAUAGAAGAGUUGGAGGCGCAGGCGAGGCUCUUGACUGAAAAGGCUGCCGUCUCUGCUGAGAAACUAGCCGACUACCAGGAUGGACUACAGACUGGUCGCCGCAAAUCGCAAACCCCGUCAAAGCCUACAUCGUCACUACCAGCCCAGAAUCUAGACCGGCAGUCGCUGCAACAGCAAUCCUCCUCUCCUCCACAGCAACAGACUAGACUGGCAACGCUCGCCUCAUACUUUCCCUACGGCCGACGGACAAGCAGUAACGCCAGCGCUGCCCAGUCCCGCCAAUCUGUAUCUUCAAACUCAGUACCGCAGUCAUCAUCGUCCUCUUCCCCCCCGUCAUCAGGCAAGGAUGCCGUACAUUCCAACAUGAACUCUUUCAACAACAAUCCCUUACCGCAGCCAACAAGUUUUCUCCAAGGCGCCCUGGAUCGCGAACAGGCGCUUCGCAGGGAGGCAGAGUCGCGCCUCACGCAAGCAAAUACUGAACUUGAAGAGCUGAGUGCCGAGCUGUUCAUGCGGGCGAACGAGAUGGUCGCGAACGAACGAAGGGAGAGAGCUAAGCUCGAGGAGCGUGUCCAGGUGCUGGAGAAGCGGGACAAGGAGAAGAGGGCAAGGCUCGAACGUCUGGAGAAAGCCGUCGAGCGAGUCGAGAGGAUGGUCGCCGCAAAGAAGCAUGUCCCGAUUGUGAAGAAGCACAAGAACCGCUUCAACCGACACCAGUCGGAUACGUACAUGCGUGUUGGUGCUUCAUGGCGCAAACCAAAGGGUAUUGACAACCGUGUCCGCCGACGAUUCUCCGGCCAGGCUGCUAUGCCAAAAAUUGGAUACGGUAGCAACAAGAAGACCCGCCACAUGAUCCCAUCCGGACACAAGGUGUUCCUUGUCCAGAACCCCAAGGACGUGGAACUAUUGCUCAUGCACAACCGCACAUACGCCGCUGAGUACGUUUCUCCCACGAACCCGGAACCAGUUGAGGACUCUACCUCGUUCGAAGAAGAGGCCAUGCCUAUCAUCGAUCAUAUCUAA
Microsporum canis CBS 113480 is the source of this 1200-nucleotide messenger RNA. RefSeq names its product ribosomal protein L32. NCBI's taxonomy places the organism in Eukaryota, Fungi, Ascomycota, Eurotiomycetes, Onygenales, Arthrodermataceae. Gene Ontology annotation, cellular component: ribosome; cytosolic large ribosomal subunit. The transcript has 5 exons. The record is from RefSeq and is a predicted model, not a curated record. Gene Ontology annotation, molecular function: structural constituent of ribosome. Gene Ontology annotation, biological process: translation. Bases 1 to 1200 code for a protein of 399 amino acids.